Molecule: messenger RNA, 1481 nt
Organism: Xenia sp. Carnegie-2017
Lineage: Eukaryota; Metazoa; Cnidaria; Anthozoa; Malacalcyonacea; Xeniidae
Exons: 3
Coding region: 102-1112 (336 amino acids)
Biological process (GO): establishment or maintenance of epithelial cell apical/basal polarity; heterophilic cell-cell adhesion
Cellular component (GO): plasma membrane; protein-containing complex
Molecular function (GO): calcium ion binding
Source: RefSeq, a predicted model, not a curated record
AAAGAAAACAAUGUAAAAGCAGGAAACAGAGAUGUAGAUUCACAUAACUAGUGUUGACUUUGACACGUUGCUUUAUUAAACCGUUAGAAAUCAAAUAGAAAAUGGGACUAACAUUUAAUGUUUUCUUCGUCACUUUCAUAAUUAUUGGUACAUCUGCUAUUUUUACAGAAGCCAAACAAUCUUCUCACUGUCUUCGUGGAAUCACAGUUAAAGAUAUACUCAUGCUUGCUGGAAUCAAGGGAGCGGAUUUACUCUCCUACGUCGCCAAGAUGAAGGCAGAAAAUAUUGAUCAAGCUGUCCUCUCAAGUCUAACGUAUAAACAACUUGGUAAAAUUGGUAUAUCAAAGAUUGGAGAUCGUCACAAGUUGCACAAAUUCCUUUCAAAGGAUGGAAAUGACUGCAACAACUCCGUGUGUAAAAACAAGGGUAUUUGCCGAGAUGGUUUUCGAUGUUUUUCAUGCAUUUGUGAUCCAACAAGUGGGUAUUAUGGUCUGACUUGCCAACGAAAAUGUCCAUGUUUAAAUGGAGGUGUUUGCAAGACAGUUCCUACAGGUUUCAAAUGUGUCUGCCCGCCUGGCUACUCUGGUGAUCUAUGUAAGGUGAAAUAUUUAACUGAAAAACGACUUCUUCAACUGGAGAAUUCAUUGACGCAGUUAAGCUCGAAGUUGAAACAAACAGAAAAGGAAGUUGAAACUCUGAAGCAAAAAGAUAGAGGAACAUGGAGAUUACACCGAACAAAUGAAAUUUUGAAUCAACUGGAGAAGUUACAAUUGAACAAUGCUCAACGAACCUACACGCAAAAAAUCCCCAUCAUUCUUCCCUCCAAAACUCGAGCUAUCAUCAUUUCCGUUUACUGCUAUUACUGGAACAAAAAUGGAGAUACAUUCAUGGACUAUGUAACCCAUCAAAAAGGAAAUGAUGACAGGUCGGCUAGAGCUGAAGGGAACAACAGACAUAAUAACGUUCACGGAAACGCUUUCACCUAUGAACAAAUGAUUCCCUGGAACACAACUCUCCCAAAUGAGCUGAUUUUUAAAGUAACAUACUCCCUCAAUAAAGGUGGAGUUUACAGUUGGUAUCGCAUUCGUUUGGUCGGCUAUGUGACUGAUUAACUAAGUCUGACAUUUCUGAGUAACUUUUUGUAAAAGACUUAAAAACACUGUAACAGCAAACUUGGGAGAAAUGGCAGUUUUAAUAAUGUAAGAAAUAAAUGUAUCAAUUUGUGAAAUAAUACAAUGCUGCUGCCUGAAACUUUUCACGAAAGUACUCGUCGGAAAUGUCAAUGUUUUUGUACCUCGCAAUGAUUGAGGGUGGUUAGAAUAAUUAUUUGCAAAAACUUAAGUCAGAUCACACUGUAAUUUGUAGUCUGUAAAGUAUAGCAAUACCAUUUUCGAAGUUAAAGGCAUUGUCAGGCAACCACCAACUGCAAUGUCCAAAGAUUCUGCUUUCAAUACAUAUUAAUGAAAAAUUUAAGCAAGAAA